UAUUAGCUGUCAAGUGUCAAACUGUUAAAAAAAGUACUUUUUUGUCGCUACUGAAAAAUAAAACUAUUUUGUGUAAAAAUUAACUCUCAAAAUUGUAUAAUGCAGUUUUUGAAGGUUUAAAAUGGCCCAGAAUUUACAGAAGAAGCCCUCCAAGGGCAUUUUAAAGACAUCACGGAGUGUAGACGGGCAAGAUGGUACACCUUCAACUAGCAAACGGGCGAAGGAACAACGAUUCGAUGAAAUUAAUAUUAUGGAGACUUUCCAUCCAGCGAAUAAAGAUUACGGUCACAUGAAGGUAGACGAACCGAAGACACCGUACUCCGAAGCCGUGGAUGGGGACUUGGAGCCAGGAGACGAGUUAGACGCUAACAUUCUUGCUGCGAAGCUAGCGGCUAGCAUGAACAAGCCUCCGAAAUGUGUAGAGGCGUGUGACAGCGACGAGGAUAUGGAAGAACCAGAGGAUGUGCGGCAACGGCGGCUCGAGUUUGAAAAGAAACGCAAAAUGCACUACAAUGAGUUUCAGGCACUGCAGUUGGCAAGACAACUUAUGGCUCAAGAGGAAGAGGAGGAAGAAGAUGAUGAAAAACCUGAGAAGCCAACUACUUGACUGCCACACUUUACUGUACCUGUACAUAGUGCUUACCCUAGCAUCAAGCUGACAUUACCUGCUUUCUAGAAGCCUGCCUGCUUUGAGGCUUUUCAAUCAUAUGGUAAAAUCAAAAUUUAUAUUGUGCCCUAUAAGGUUCCAUACCUGAUGUAGUUUACUUGUGUUAUUUAAAAUAAUGUGAUUACCUUUUAUAUUGUCUAUAGCCAUGCACUAUAUGUGCAUUCACUGCACAUGCGCAGAUGUGGAUCCCCUCAUAAUUGAUCCUUAAUGUAAUAUAAAUGUUAAAACUUCAUAAGGCGGCGGUGGUCACUUACCAUCAGGUGAGCCGCAUGCUCGUUUGCCCCCUGUGUUAUAAAAAAAAAUAUCAUAAACAUAGAUAUAUCUUGAACAUGUGCUGAGAUUUGCAUAGUACAUAUAUAGCAUGCACUUGGCAGGUGUUAACCAUGUGUGACUAUGUAAUAGCCAGCCCAUAUUUCUCUUAUACAAAUGUAAUAAAAUAUCAAAAUCUAGUCUCGAUGCACCAAUAGUGCAUGCUCAUAUAUGGCAUGUAAACACUCAUCAGCAAUCAUCAGUGGAGACUGGAGUCCACUGACAAUGCCUUUAUUAUAUUCUAAAGGUCACACAUUAUUUUGAUAACAUGAUGUGCAGAUUAUUUUUAUUUUAUAUGUAAGUAGUUUUUUGUAUUUGCUUUUUGCAUUUUUUUUUUAAAUUGUUCCUAAUCAAAUAAACAUGUACAGUCACUAUCAAAAUAUAUUGACACUUUAUCACUCUGUUAUAUAAAAUGUAUAAUAGGAGUGAUAUGUUUUUGAGAUAAAUUAUUUACAAAUAAUAUUAAUGGAAUAUUUAUAUAUAUAUUUUUAAACAUACUCAAUACUAUUAUUACAAUCUUUGUACUUCUAUAUUUUAUUGUACCCAUUUUUAUAACAGAAGAUUACUUAGAGACGAGUCUAUAUCUAAUUCUAAGCUAAUAUUUUAAAGGUAAAAUAAUGUUUAUUUAUUAAUAAUUAUAUGUUUUCAGUUUAUUUGUCCCUUAAAAGCCUGUUAUUUUAUUAACCUUUUUGAAAUUGACUGUACAUAAUAAUUAAAUAUUGAAGUAUAGUCUAUGUACGUAGUCAGCUAUAAUUACAAUGUAUGACAAUACAAUCACAGUUUAUUUCCUGUAUUCUGCAUAGUGUGCUUUUUUAAUAUUAAAAUAAUAUAAAAUAUUAUAUUAAUCUAUUUAAAUCAGGACCGGAUUGAUCCAUAUACUAGCCUCUCUAUGCAAUAAAAUGUCCUUGAUCAGAUAGGCUGGUAGGGAAAUAAGUUAUAUUUAUAUCUUAUUAUUUCAUUUCAAAAAAAAAAAAAUAAAAUAAAACAAGUAGAGAUCAAGUAAUGAAGUCAGUUAAAAACCUCAUUGUCUGUUUUUUCUCAAAUGUGGGGUAGUUAGGCGGCGCUGAACCCUUAUGCUAAUGUAGAUAAUCCGGGACUGACUUCCAUUUUGAAAGUAAUUUAUUUGUAUCUAUAGUAAUUAGGAUGUUACAUACAUCUGUGUGUUCUUGCAUUUUACGAAAAUUUGUUUUAAAUUUUGCGAACUUUACGAGGCCAAAGUGUUCUUUCAUAAUGUUUGUACUUAUUUGUAAAAGUUUCACGGCAAAUUGAAAAUAUGGCGACACGGUAUUAUGGUAAUGAGUUACGGCGUUACGUAUUUAAAGGAUUUUUUAUCAUAUAGAAGCUUCGACCAAACCUGUGCAGCAGUUAAGCAAAAACACGAAAUGAAGCGGGAGUAAACACAGCGCGUCUCUAGACUGGUAACUAAGGGCGCGAGUCGCGUACUUAGUCUGUUAUGAUUAAAUUAGCCUCACAGACGCAUGCAUCUUGCGGGUUGAUUACGUACCUCACAGUUACUGUAUGGUAGACGAAAACUUUACAAUAAUUGAUGUCAAUCUUCAUGUCGUGACAUGUUUUAUCAGCAAUAAUUGUUGGUGCCUCUGCAGAACGAUUUAGGAACUAAUCGUUAAAUAUAUAAUAUUUUAAAUAUCUUAAGCAACUUGACAACUAGGGUCACUGUUUGACAGUAGAAAGUGUCACGAUUAGGUCACAAUCGUUCUUUGUACUAUUGUGUACAAUUGGUAAUUUGAAAUAUUAAGGUGCGACUAUCAUAUAGUAAUUGCUAAUUUAUAGGUAAUCAGCCUGCCUCUUUGCUCCGAAUUAUCUGCAAGGCGUCCUAAUUUAUCGCUAGUAAAGGAAUAUCCCCGCUCCACAAUCGCUUUGGUCGUGGCUUUAUUAUUAUAUUUGCAUUACCUAUUCCAAAUACAUCAGUAUACAUGGUAAACAAGUAUUACCUAGUGAUUCGAUAAGGUUUAGAUGCUUAGCAGGUAGAGAGAGAGAGAGCGUCGAAAUGAAAUCCUUCUGUAUCAGUGGUGUGAGUGUUGGGUAGUCACAAAAAUAAAUACAUUUAUUUUAAUUGUCUGUGUAAUUGUUUUAAUUCGCAUUGCAAGUAAAUUGUAACUAAAGGAAAAAAUUAAGCAAUAUAAAGACAUUUAAUAUAUUCGUUUCAAUAAUAUUAAUGUCGCAGUAAGACUAUCUGUUUACCUAUGUAUAUGAAAUGAUUUGUUUAAAUUUGUUUAUAAAUAAAACUUUUUGAUGUCACUAUGCAUGCAUGCACACAAUGCAUGAAGGAGUUGGUACUACAAGUACAAAAUAUAUUUUUGAAAAUAUUGAAAGGAACGGAAAUUGUGUCGGAUGAUUUGAUGUUGUCGGAUAGUGCAAUGCACUGAAAAAUGAUGUAUAUAUAUAAACAUUAUUCUAACCAUAGAGAGUACAUUUUAUAUAAAAAUUA
Molecule: messenger RNA, 3425 nt
Organism: Galleria mellonella (greater wax moth)
Lineage: Eukaryota; Metazoa; Arthropoda; Insecta; Lepidoptera; Pyralidae
Product: protein phosphatase inhibitor 2-like
Exons: 2
Coding region: 122-607 (161 amino acids)
Biological process (GO): regulation of signal transduction
Molecular function (GO): protein phosphatase inhibitor activity
Source: RefSeq, a predicted model, not a curated record